AUGAAAGACAAGGAUCUCACAUCCAUUAAAACCCUCUCCCAAACAAUCCACCCUUACCCCAGCACCCCCCAUCUUGCAUCACAAUCCUGCUGUAUCGGGUCAAAGUACUUCUCCUCCAACAUCCUCCCAGAUGACAAUAAUAUGGACCUCCUCAUGACAACCCUACCUGAUACACCCUCCCCAGAAUCACUCCAAUCUCCUCCCGACACCCCUACCCCAGCCUCUCACAAAAUCCCUGUGCCUUCCCCACCUGAUGACCUCCUUAUCAUGCAGGAAUUUUGUGUAACCUCCUCUAUGGAGAGCCCUGCUGCAGGCAUCACUCAAAACGGACUGGCAGAAUCCAUCCAUGCUCCAUCUAGCUCUGCGAACCAGACAAUAACAAUCCUGUCCAGCCCCACCUCCUCGCACAUCUAG
Molecule: messenger RNA, 414 nt
Organism: Suillus plorans
Lineage: Eukaryota; Fungi; Basidiomycota; Agaricomycetes; Boletales; Suillaceae
Exons: 1
Coding region: 1-414 (137 amino acids)
Source: RefSeq, a predicted model, not a curated record